AGUAUUGCAAAGAAAUUCGUGACGUGUGGUUAAAGAAAAAGAAACUGCGGUUGGAGCAAAAUAGAAAUUAUACAAAAAAUCACCAACGUGGGUAAAAAAAUAUGAACCAAAAAUGUCUAAAGCUCCUUAACUAAUAUAAACAAACACUAUGUAAAUAAUUUAAUUAAAACAAAAACUUUAAAAAAAACGCUCUCUUUCACACUCCGCUACUUUUCCCACACUUUCUUGCAACACGGCAACUGUUUCCUGUAAAAACUACAUCUUUAAUAACCAACAACUAUAUAAAAACACAAACACUCCAAAUAUGAGUGUUUCUACUACCACCUUAACAUUAACUCGUGUACCCUCACUAGAUGAAACUUUACAAAAAGCUCAGUAUAACUAUCAGUCAGUUAAUAAUACAACAAAUAACAGCAAUAUCAACAAUAACAACAACAAUAACAGCAUUACCUCGUCAGCCACAUACUAUCACUUUCCCAGUGAAACGAUAUUAAACUUUAAAAAUGAACCAAGACCAUUAACAUCUGAAGAAUCAUUACUGCUAGAGAAAACCAAGCAGACGCAUAAUCAUGCUAAUGCCACCAAUGGUCUACUCAUGCACAAGAGUAGUAGUUAUAAUGGUACCACAGUUAAAGGCAAAUCCACUAUCAUCAAACAGGAUAGUUUGAAUGGACGCAUUAAUACAACACUCACCGAUAGUGAUAGUGAAUAUGGUAGUCGUAUUACCAUACCACCCACAAAAUCAGCCGGCAGCAGCUCUUCGCCUAUGGCUAAUGAAGCCGAUGAUGAACAUGAUAGCUUUUUAGUGGGUGGUUCUUCGUUGGCCGAAACUGCCACUUCAAGUAGUUGUAAUAAUCGUCGUUCAAAUCGUUCGAAUAGUAAAACCCGCACUUCAAUAUGUUAUCGUGCCAAUGCUUUUAUCUCACGCAAUUGGUAUCUCAGUUAUUUGGUACCACUCUCCAUACUCCUGGCUCUCAUGUUUGUCGCUUAUUUGACACGAGAUUAUGCGAAACGUUUGCUGUAUUGGAUUGAGACCCAGAAUCCUUGGAUUAUAUUCACCAUAUUUAUGUUUCUCUUUAUUGUUGUUAGUUUUCCAAUUGUAGUGGGUUAUUUUGUGCUGAUGAUAACAGCGGGUUAUUUGUUUGGCUGCAUUAAGGGCUUCCUAACUGUGAUAUUGGGUGCAAAUAUGGGUAUCGCCAUAGCUCAUGUAACUUUAAGAAGUUUACGGCAUCGUUUACCUAUACAAAAGUGAAUUAAUUAAAAUGAGACUGGACGCGCAAUAUUGCGUGUUAUAUCUGGACCGAGAGCAUUUCGUGUUGUAUUAUUUACUCGUUUAACGCCCAUACCAUUUGGCAUACAAAAUGCAAUAUUUGGGGUCAGUACAAUUAAUUCAAAAGUCUAUCAUACUGCUACAUUUUUGGGUCUUUUGCCAGCGCAAAUGAUUAAUGUUUAUUUGGGCUCGACUUUAAGGUCAAUGCAUGAAGUCCUUAAUAAUCAUGGGACUGCGGUGACGGGUUAUAUUAGCUUUGGUGUUGAGGUCAUUUGUGGCGUUGCCUUGAUGUUUUGGGUGGUACAAACUCGCAAAGAAUUAUCGGAAACUUUGCUUACUGACAUAAGCAGCGAUGGCAAAUUAAUCGAUAUACAAGUGUAGCAAGACUGUAGUAAUUUAAUUUUAUUAUUAAAUUAUAAAUAUUUAUAAAAUGAUACUAAACUAAAAACAAAAAGAUAUGAAACGAAAACAUAUAUUUUUUAUUAAUAACUUUUUUUUUUAAUAUGAAAGUUUUUUUUA
Messenger RNA from Lucilia sericata (common green bottle fly), 1789 nucleotides. Its product is annotated as Golgi apparatus membrane protein tvp38-like. NCBI's taxonomy places the organism in Eukaryota, Metazoa, Arthropoda, Insecta, Diptera, Calliphoridae. The record is from RefSeq and is a predicted model, not a curated record.